AUGAUAUAUUUACAAAUACACGGAUUAAUGAACUGGAUUCCACUAAAAAAACAAAUUAACAAUAUAAAAUGGAGUAAUGUAUUGGAAAAUAUAGCAGUAAAUGGAAAUAGUAUAAGAUUUAGUCACACACAUCUAGCACACGUAAACAACAACGUAAAAAUAGUAAAUUCAAUGGAUUCAUCAAAUACUUUGGUCAAUUACCAAAGGAACAUAGAAGAGAUAAGAUGUAUGGAAACGAAUAGUCUGACGAAGGCAAUGAUGCAAUCGAGUAAAUCAGGAUAUAACAAAAAGAAAGUCUGGGAAAAGUACAUAUCAAGGUCACUGGAGCUUCGAGAUAAAUUCAGCAUAAAGAACAUGGCAAUAGUAAUGCUGUCGGCAGCGAAGUCGCAAGUGAAGGAGAGGAGCUUCUAUGAGAAAAUGAGCGAUAGAAUAGUGACCAAGGGGGAGAAUUACAUAAGCACGUACAAGAUUGACCCGAAAAGAUUUUUCACAGAGUUCUCCAGGACGGAAUUCACAGCGUUUAACAUCUACACAAUGCUAUCGGCGUGCCUAACAGCUAGCCACAAAGACGAAAAACUGUUUAAAGUGCUGUACAAAGUCUCAGAAAUAAAGCUGCUGUACUUCAACCUCUAUUUAGACAAGGCGUUGGAGGCCGGAACUGAUGAGAGCAGCUCAUAUAUAGUCAGGGAAAGCGGAAGAGACGACCGAUUUACAUUCGAGGAUGUGGCAGGAAUCCUGCACGCAUACGCAGCAUCGAACGUGGUAAUACCCUCCAUGGUACUGAAGUAUUCGGAGCUUUUCAGAAAGAUGUACAGGAUAGCUAAUAAAGAAGAAGAAAGGAAAGCAGUGGAGAUGGGAGAAGUGACCCCUAAAGCGUUGGCAAUCGCAAUAAACUCGCUAGUGAAGCUGGGAGAUAGGAGCGAGGAACUGUAUAAAAUAGGGAAGGAAUACUUACUGAGGACCUUGGAAGAAUUGAGCCUGAAGGACAUGAUAAUGAUAUUUAGUUCAGUAGUAAAGCUAGGAGAGCCAAAGGAAAGCAAAGAGGAAGUAGAAAAGCUGCUAACCCUGGCCAGUAGAAUAAUGGACAGAUCAUCAGGAGUAAAGAUCGAUGCAGAGUCAAUGGUAAAUUUGUCAUCAACAUUCGUAACUCUGGCGAAGAGGAAGGAGUUGGAGUCAGAGGAAGGGGAGAGGUUGAAGAGUAGAUUCAACAGAGUGUUUACAGAAGCAAGCUGUCGUCUGGCAGCAGAGGAAGAAGUGGAAAAUAAAGUGUUAAUACAACUGAUUAACAAUUCAGCACUGCUGAAAGCGACGGGAGCAUCGAUGGCGCUGAUGUCGAACGAUAAUUUGAAGAAAGUAGGUCUGACGGAGUCGAUAAGUGAUGUGUCACAAUAUGUGACAAGCUUAGCACAAAUUUACACUAACACAAGUUCUAAAGGACUUAAAGAAUUGAUAAAUGAGCAGAUAACAAUGGCAGUGAGGCAGUGCGGAAAGAGAUUGAACUAUGUGCUGCACCCGGAUACAAUGAAGCUGGCGAAAACGAGAGCAAGACCAUCGAGCCUGUACAGCAUACUGAAGUUGGAGGCGAAAGGAGUGUUGGAAGCGAAGACGGAUGGAAUGAACGAGGAUUGGAUGAGGCUGACGAAGGAAAUGGAAGAAUUUAGACCAGAAAUGGUAGGAAUAGUAGGAAUAAUGAUGAGCGCAAUAGGAAAAUUGAAGCAAAAUAGGGAAUUUGUGAAGUUUAUAUCACUGUCGAAGGAGUACAUAGCGAAGUACAUUAAGUACCAUUGGGAAGAAAACGAAGACAAGGCACUGCAGAUGGAAGCAACAGCAGCAAUAAUAAAUGGGCUGUCGAAGAAUAGAAUAAAGGAUGAAGAGAUGAUGAAGCACUUAUCAAUAAAAAUUAAGAAGGAGGUGGAUAGGAAGAUGAAAAUGGGAAAUUAUGAAGACAUAAGUCACGUGGCGCUGUUUAGCAUAAUAAACAGCUACGCAAAACUAGGAUUACCACAAAAUAAGUUUAGCGUCAGGAAUGGAAAAGGGAGUAGAGGAAGGAGAGGAAGAGGUGAUGAACACAAGGAGCUGUUUAAGUCGAUAUCGAAAGUACUAGCAGAAUCUGAUUACGAAAGGGUGAACCUGCAAAUGGCAGUGAACAGCAUGUAUAGCCUGGGCCUGGUGGGAUACGAUAAGUUCGGAAGAGGCACAGUGCUGAGACUUUUGAACAAGUUCAUGAAAGAGUACACAAAUGAAAAGGUAAAAACCAGGAAAGAAGAAUCUGCUAAGAAGAGAGAAGGAAAGCACAUAUCGGAAUGUGUAAAUCAGAUAUCAGAAUUCGGUGAGGGCCAGGUUAGGGGAGGGAGGGAGCUGGAUUCACAGGCGAAGAUAGCAGCGAUGGCGUUAAAGCUGGCAGUGGAAGGGAGCUGCCUUAAGGGCAGACUAUUCGAAAAGUGCGUGAGAAGGGUGGAGAAGGUGGUAUUCAAUCGCAACAGCAUUUACAACAGCAGCAGCAGCAACAACAACAACAACAACAAACAGGUGUGUGAACUGAAAGAGGUAGAAGAAAGGAGUAAGAAAAACAAAAAUGUAACGAUGACAAAUAAGAUGUCAGGUAAGUAA
Messenger RNA from Theileria orientalis strain Shintoku, 2610 nucleotides. RefSeq lists its product as hypothetical. Lineage: Eukaryota; Apicomplexa; Aconoidasida; Piroplasmida; Theileriidae. Bases 1 to 2610 code for a protein of 869 amino acids. The record is from RefSeq and is a predicted model, not a curated record. The transcript has 3 exons.